Messenger RNA from Ciona intestinalis (vase tunicate), 1071 nucleotides. The record is from RefSeq and is a predicted model, not a curated record. NCBI's taxonomy places the organism in Eukaryota, Metazoa, Chordata, Ascidiacea, Phlebobranchia, Cionidae.
AUGAUGAACACCUGAUACAAUACAAAGGCGAUCAUGAAGGACGUGUACUUACAAAGUUAAACAGGUUACGUAAAAGAAAAGUGUUUACUGAUGUCACGUUCAAAUUAGAUGAUGGAGAAGUUUCAGCUCAGAAAAGUAUUCUUGCUGGAUAUUCUGAUUAUUAUGAGAAAAUGUUCACGUCUGGGUUCAAGGAAGGUUUUAAUGAAGAUAUUGAAGUAAAGGGGAUGAAGGCUUCAAUAUUAGAUUUGUUGUUCACUUUCAUUUACUUACAAGUGAUCGAUAUAAGCGAUAAAACUGUUUGCCAACUUUAUGAGGCUUCAGAUUACUUGCAGUUUAAUGAUGUGAAGGGAUAUUGUGUUAGCUUCUUCAAUGAUGCACUUGCUGUUGGGAACUGUUUAAGUUUCCGUUCCUUUGCACAAAGAUACCAGCUUCUGGAAUUGGUGGAAAAAUGUGACAAAUUCAUUGUUGACCACUUAGAGUUGGUUUCCAAAGAAUUGAAAUUCAUGGAUUUAUCCUUAGAUGAAGCUGAAUCUCUGAUUGCAUUGAAACAGAAACAGGAUUCUGGCCGAGAUUCGAUUUUCAGGACCAUCUUGAAUUGGAUCAAACACGACUUUAAACAACGCCAGCAAUUCAUUGAACGAUUGUUUCAACUGAUUGAUGUCAAGAAACUAUCAACUGCAUUCCUUGAAGAGAUUGUUAAAAAAUCUGAGAAAUGGAUUAAAAGAACAGAUUAUUUUCUUGACAUUCUCAACCCAGAAUAUGUCGCUCGUCUUGAAAAAAAUCAACUGCCUUUACCAGGUGGUGCUGCGGCACAAGGUGGUACUAGACUAGCUAGAGAAGAUGAAACAUUCGAGUUCAUGAUUGUAGGUGGUAGAACACAAGGAAACUUGUUCAAAUUUAUGACGUUGUUGGGAAACAUUUGAGAGAAAUAAAGUCAACCUUGUAUGAAAGGUGGGGUUCAACCAGUGUGAAGAUAAACAACCAUGUUUAUACGGCUGGUGGUGAUGAUUCCAACUUUGUCGAAUGUUUAAGUUUAAUCCAAGUUGAUGUUGGUUGGAACGAGGUGGCAUC